Molecule: messenger RNA, 3801 nt
Organism: Pararge aegeria (speckled wood butterfly)
Lineage: Eukaryota; Metazoa; Arthropoda; Insecta; Lepidoptera; Nymphalidae
Gene: flz
Product: serine protease filzig
Exons: 8
Coding region: 101-3445 (1114 amino acids)
Biological process (GO): proteolysis
Molecular function (GO): serine-type endopeptidase activity
Source: RefSeq, a predicted model, not a curated record
CGCACGUCUCUACACGGACCAAUUAAUCAAAUUAAAAUGACGAUUUUGGAUCUCACGACAUAAAGAAACUAAUUUAAAAAAAUAAAAUGUCAAGUAAUACAUGAGAUUGGCGCGCGUCUUUUUUUAUUUGAAUUCGCGCGGGAUUUCGUUCGUUAAAAUGACAGUUCUGAUAUGUCAAUUCAAGAGGUACAUUAGUGAUGUGAAACAUAUGUUCUUGUUGAUAGUGCUUUUGAUGUUUCUGGACAAUUUGCCGCUAAGGUGUAAGGCUGAUGAUUAUGAAAGAGAAGCAAGAAAACUCUUCGGUGGGUACAAAAUAACACCCUCGUACUGCAAAGCGAACAGAGCAGCCAAAUAUAACAGAGGCAACACGAUAUGCAUGUUCAACCACGAAUGUGUUCAUAGAGGCGGCGAAGUAGUAGGAGCCUGUAUGGAUGGAUUCCUUUUUGGAGCCUGCUGUCAACUUCCAUUGGACUCCCAAUCCCACAUACCUAAAGGCCCCGGGGUUGUAAUGACAAGCUACUUGGACUACCCUGAACCUGAGACAGAAACGGAAGAUUAUGACGGUGAACAACUGAGUGCUUGGCACAAUAGCUUCAAACCUAUCGUCACACCAGGGUAUAAACCUUCUAAUCAACCUUCAACAUCAACAUCAACUGUAAAAAGUGAAUUAGACUUAAGCACAGAAAGCCAACACAUCAUCAAUGAAGGACUCAGCCAAAUUACUAAUACAUUACUGAAUGCUCCACCAAAAGAUAACACAUUUAUUUAUGCUAAACCAGAUAGUGUUUAUACUCACAGUUCAAUUAAUCAUGCGGUAGCAGAAACUAUACUAUUCCAUGAAAAUGGUUCAGAAGUUAUCGAUAUAGCGAGACCUUCAGAUUUUAAUAUACAAAUAUCAUCAAUGCAAACUAAACCAACCGUUCCGCCUACAACUACAUCGGUGUCUUCUCCAUCCAUUAUUGUAUCUACACAUAGACCUAUAUAUAAACCUUUAUUCAAACCAAAACCAUCAACUACAGUAACCACCAAAAGGCCUACAACAGAAAGUUAUGUACCAAUUUCGACAGUUACAAAAGACAAAAUGCCUGAAUUGACCUCUAUAGAUAGCAUAAUACAAAUGCUCAAUGAUAGCACUCCAAGCAUGAAAGAUGGUGUUAGCCCUCCUCCUACUAUGGAUGAAAUGGAAACAAAAUCUUCACCAGGCCCUUCUACCGUUACUCCGGUAUCUUAUAGUAGUAGUUUCCCUAACUACUACAUUUCCACCGGACAUUAUGUUACCCUUAAACCAUCAACAUACCAAAGUACACCAUCUAACACAAAAUAUUCAACUAAAAAACCUUUACUAACUAAAAAACCAUAUGGCAGUACGACACAAAAUAGCAUACCUCAAGACGUAAAACCUAAUAAACCAAACUAUUCAUCGCCUAAACCUAGUCAAUCAACUAGUCAAGAUAUCGAAGCUUUUAAUAGAUAUCCCACGAAUCCGGAAGAUUUUGGAGACUCAGUUACAACGUUUAGUUACGUUAGUUCUACAACAACUUUGAAACCAACUACAACUACAAGAAAACCACCAUCUACAAGCUACGUAACUGGUUCAAAGCCACUGAGACGACCUGUUACUCCACCAACCAAUUUCAUAUCUACAUAUGAUGCUAAUGUGGAUACAUUCUCAAGUGUGACACCAACCGUUAUAGUACUAAAUGGUCUCAGUACUAAACCUGACACUGCAUCACAAGAAACACAAUUUGUUGAGAUAUCCCAAGAACCAUUCAAGAAACCAGUCAGUCAAAUUACAGUUAACAACCAUAUAGAGUCAACAAAUAACAUAUUUGUAGGAAAACCUCCAGCAAAAGAUAAACCAAAACCUAAACCCGUGACGUCAUAUACAAAUCCAUCUUCACCAACAGUAGUUAUAACCCCAAAACCAUCCCCUACUACUCCUUUCCCAAGCAAAGUAUCUACUCGCCCGGUACCAGUAUCGUCAAUAGACCCAAUUUUUGAUUCCUAUACAGAUUAUCCAACUUCGACAGUCAAAAUAGAAAUGCAAACAUCCUCUGAUGACCUUAUAAACUUCCCACCAGUAAGGAAUCCUUUGCUAAACGCAACUGGAUCUAACCCAAGUGUUUUUAAUACAAGCGUCGCCAUGUCUGAUAACGAAUUAGAUAUUCUGCAGGAUAUAGAUUUCACAACACCAACAUGGCACCAAGACGAUAAACUAAAUGAGAAAAUGAACCUGUUUGUUAAUAAAAUUGUUGGUAGUUUACAAGGGACAUUCCAAGAGCUGCAUGAUAUAGUUAUUCUCGAUAAGAAACCGAACGCUACUCUGGCUAAAACAACUACUGCAAAACCUCCGAAAAAAACUCUACCAACCAGAAAACCAUUGACGACAACAAAAAAACCGAUUAGGCUGACGACUCCUAGAAAACCUUUGAAAACCACGAAGAAACCGGUAAAAUUAAGUACAUCUGCUAGAAGACCCACGACCACUACUCCUGUCCCGACAACCACAACGAUAACUACGACCACAACAAAAAAACCGAUCACGACGACAAAGAAAGCAAAGCCUACGAAGAAAGUUACUACAACCACAUUCACGACCACAGUAACUGAGUUAGCUGACGAAGUCACCACUGAAGGUUAUUCUGAACCUAUUGACUACAGUGAUAAAAACCUAUGCGGUGUCCGCCCUUUAGUUAAAUCAGGAAGGAUAGUGGGAGGCAAGAACGCUAGAUUUGGUGAAUGGCCUUGGCAAGUGCUAGUGAGGGAAUCCACGUGGCUAGGUCUUUUUACCAAGAACAAGUGCGGUGGAGUACUGAUUACUAAUAGAUAUGUGACUACCGCUGCUCAUUGCCAACCUGGAUUCCUAGCAUCUCUUGUCGCUGUGUUCGGGGAGAACGAUAUUUCUAGUGACGUGGAAUCGCGCAGACCAGUUUCAAAGAACGUAAGAAGAGUAAUAGUGCACAGGCAGUAUGACGCAGCGACCUUCGAGAAUGAUCUUGCUCUUUUGGAACUGGAUACGCCUGUACAAUUUGAUGCGCAUAUAGUGCCAAUAUGCAUGCCACCUGAUGAUGGAGACUACACGGGGCGGUUCGCAACGGUGACUGGGUGGGGACGACUCAAGUAUGGCGGAGGAGUGCCAUCCGUGCUUCAGGAAGUUCAGGUUCCUGUGAUAGAAAACAGCGCUUGCCAAGAGAUGUUUCAUACAGCAGGUCACGGGAAGAAGAUCCUGAACUCAUUCAUCUGCGCCGGCUAUGCGAACGGGCAGAAGGACUCUUGUGAAGGUGACAGCGGCGGUCCUUUAGUACUACAACGUGAUGAUGGAAGAUGGCAACUCGUUGGAACUGUGUCACACGGCAUCAAAUGUGCAGCGCCUUACCUACCCGGCGUGUACAUGAGGACUACAUAUUACAAACCUUGGCUAAGAUCUAUAACAGGCGUUCACUGAGAAUAACAGAGUUCCAUAGUAUUUUGAAUGGUUUCAAUUAGUUCGGUAAAGUUUAAUUCGGUUCCUGAUAUGAGAUUCUUUGAUUUAAAUAUUUCUUAUUACCUAAACCCGGUCCCUUUUGUGGUUUAGUCGGAAAUUAUUUAUUUCCUGUUACACACCCUUGGAUUCGCAAAACCACUAUGUAUUUUGAAUCGGUUGACAUAGUCCCAUAAGUUUUAUAAAGUCCCUUAAAUUAUAUUUGGAUUCCAUAUUCCGUAGACCGUAGGUGGAAUAUUAAGUUACGUUACAUGUAAAUGUGCUUAGAAAUAUUAUCAGCGUUCACUGGUUUUACCAGGAUUCGAUGAUAUUUUAAGUGG